Molecule: messenger RNA, 3602 nt
Organism: Amoebophrya sp. A120
Lineage: Eukaryota; Dinophyceae; Syndiniales; Amoebophryaceae
Source: the annotation of a GenBank genome assembly
UCGAUAUCGAUGCGGAGCCUGCUCACCUUCUGCCGCACUCGGGUCACGGAUACAUUACCGACACGUUCGUGCGUCAUGGCGAAAAAGCAAUGUCUACUGCGCAGAACGUGAUAGGAAACUCGCUGAAGCACCCGCCUGGCUAUCGGAUACACAUGGACUGGGACGGCGGCAAGCUCGCGGGCGUUUUCGAUCGCAGAAAGCACGCACUGCAGUUCUACCCACGAAAACGAAUCCCGCUGAUGGCGCAGAUGUCGUAUCAGUUGCUGCAAGACCCGCGAAUCUUCAUGACGGGGGGACUCAGCAUCGAGAUCGACGCAGACGGAGUGGUGCAAAUGCCUGCGCUGGAGAAUGCCAAAGCAACAGAACCCGGCGCCCCGUUUCCAGAAGAUGGGGCCGCAGCAAGCAGGGCGGAAAUGCGUGUAGCUUUACGAGCGAAGAGGAAGCCAGCACCAGCAGGGGCUCGCAAACUUCAAGCGGCAGGCCCUCACCGUCGUCCGGCCCUAACAGCAACAGCAGCAACAGCAGCGACAGCGACGCCAGCGGCAGACUCCGGUCGAGAGGAUGGGCCUGCUGGACGCGCAGAAUUCGUUCUUGUGCGGCCGAGUGCUCCAAGCCUGGCCGUCGAGCACAUGUGCACAGUUACCCACGCCGGUGGACAACAUUCUGACCACGAUCAAGAAGCAGCCGGGAAGCCCGGAAACAGCGCCGCCAGUUCCCGCGUUCUGAACUCGCCGACAAUGCAGGAGCAGCGGGUGAGUACAUUUUUGAGCCGAUCACGAGAAGCCAUGGAGCGGACGGAUGUCGAUGCCGCCGAGCGAAUGCUUGACUUUGGCAGCACAUCUCUUUUAUCCAUUACGCAUGGAAAACCACGCAAGCGCCUGUCUGAAGCGACAAAGCGCUUGGCCAAGUGGCUGGAGGAGCAGCGGAAAAAUGACUCGGCUAGUGACAGCAAGCCGGCACCGGCAGACUCAGUAGGUGAUGAGGAAAAACUACGUGAGAAGGAUACCGCCACUGCUAUUGAGCAGGAGCAGGCGCGCCUCGUUCUAGACUUUGUGGGGCUUUUGGACAACCAACAGGCAUCAGCCGGACAAAGCGACGACAAGAACAAGAAAACAACACGCAAAAGCAAGCUGCCCGCGAAGGACAGAACAAAAACAGCCACUGCCCAGACAACGAAACCUCCCGCGGUCGAGGCACACCCGCAGAGUGCCUACAUCCUACUUCGGAACUGGUUACAAGAUGAGCAGAAAAGUAUCGCCUUGCGGAACCUGGGGAGAACGGUCGGGCCGGUCAUGUCUGUCGACAAUUUCCUCAAGACGCUGGAUCGCGUCGCCGCCGGCAAGCGCAAUUGGCAUCUUCCGCAGCCGGGCGAAAAGCCGGACGCUAGCGGCAAGAACUACCACGCGGGUCUCAUGCAUUUGGCGCUGCUUCUUAACUUGUUUGAGAACGGGCUUUUGUUUGAUAUCGCGAGCACUCCGAAAGCCGCACAACCACACUUGGCAUGGCCAGAGGCAGUCCGGAUGUUUGCUGUUCGCGCCAUGACCCAAGGCUCGUGUUCGACUCCCGGUCACCGCGCAAGCCGAUCUCCGUGACUUCCGGCCUUCCCGUGAGCCCCAGUGCAGACCACGAGCAGUUCGUUCUGUGCUGCUUUCGGGACCAGAGCUUCGAGCACGUUGACGGAAAUCGGAAUCAAGAAAAGAACGCUGACGGCAGCGAGGACGUUGCAGCCGUGGACAGAGCUUUCGCCGCUUUGAUGGACCCAUACUCUUUACAGGACCUCCGCGUCGUGUCCUUGAUCGAUUGCGACGUACAGAAACGCACUGUCUCCACACCUACCACUGGGCAAUCUGAGCGCGUGUUUUGGCUCUCCAUGCACGACCACAAUUCGUGGGAUGUCGAGGUGAAUCGCGAGGCCUUCCUUCACUACGAGGUCAUCGACUGCGCCGAAAACGUAGCCUUCCAUCGCCGCGGACAGCGCGCUGCUGUAUUGGCGAAAAACAGACGAGGGUUGCGCGAAGAGGAUAUUCCUGAUUUUGACACACAAUGCGUGAUGGAAUGGCUUCAGCGUGAGGAUUCGGAGGUCCACGGGCCUCGUCUUGGUUUUCUUGCAGGGCUGUCGGAGGCGCAGAUCUAUCGAAAAAGCGCGGAGUUCGUACAGCGUGCACGACGGGGAGAGAAGAUGUUGCAGGCAGUGGUCGGGUUUGGCGACGCUAACUUCCCGGCUGCGCACGCCUCGAACACCUCGUUAUCUCACGAGCUGACACCUUCGGCGUCUCCCGCCCAACCGGGCCGAUUCCAUGUACCACUUGCGAGUCUCGGCGCGCGCCUUCGUGGAAUCGAGGAGACGACGGCAGCCUUUGACCCGGCUGCUGCUGUGAAGACGUGCUUCACACCGGCGCUGAAUAAGUUUGAGUGCGUCAACCAGGAAAUGAUCGAAGCCCUGUUGGACCGCACAGGUGGCACCGACAGCAUGGUCUUGCCUUUUUUGCCAGGCGCGCCGCAGUCGGCCACCGACUACGCAUUGGAAGACUUCUUCUGGGAAAAGUAUGGCGCACUAGCGAAUUGUGAUGCUAAUGACGCUGAGGCUCACACUUCCGAUGAUGAAGAGCUUCCUGGCGUUGCGACCGCACUUCUAACAAUGUGCGCGGAAGAAGGCCUCGACGUCGACACCGUUAUCGAAGAAGCGGCCCAGCAUGCAACUCUGAUCAGCAACGGCUCUGACGAGGUCGACUCGUCCGUUGUGCGUGCGUGUACAUGGCUGCACGACCCGGCCAUUCGACUGCAGCAGGAGAAGCGGGCAACUCAGGUUCAGCGAGACUGGUACGAAUUUCGCCACGGAAAGCCGAGACCUUCGACCCGGGCACUCAGCAGCGACGCGCCAACUGCACGCGCUGGCGAAGAUUCUACAGCACCCGCUGGAGCCUCUACGUCAACAGCGCGCUCUUCAUCUUCGGUGUAUGAACAAGGAACGCUGCCCCUGCCGCGGAAGACUCCGACUACCUGUCGUCAGAAGAUCAGCGACGCGCUUCGCGAUAUCGGCAAGAAGGUUCUGACGUACAGGAAAACGGUGAAGCAUUUGCGGACUUUGACGAAGCUCGGUCUGCUCAACUUGGAGUCCGAGCUCGUGCGCAGAAAUGUCCGGGGGUCGCACAUUACGUACCACGGACCCGGUGGCGCCGCUACAAUCGUCCGCAACCACCGAGCGACUGCGCCGAUGACUUCGAAGCAGUUUGUCGAAAAAGCACAGCAGCUCGGUGAAGUGGGCGGGGAACGUGGUGGAGGAUAGUUCGAGGACGCAUCAUAGUUUCAUUUUGACUGGGUGUGGCUGUCGAAGGGAAGUCGAAGAGGGACAAGGAAACAAUUUGAAAGCGGAACAAGAAAGUCGAAAGUGGGGGCAUCAAGAUAGUCAUAAUUUAUUGCCCACGUAGUAUUUUUACUGCAGAAGAGAAGCAAUGGCAAUCAAUGCGGAUAGCUGCGUCCAUUGAAUGGCGAUGGCAUUUGGUGGAGGCUUGUGCUCUGUGCCUCCGAGCCUUACUAUGUUCCGCGUAAGAGCUGCAUGAUCAUCAAAAGGAGUCGUCAAGUUGUAGAAUGUGGAGUCGGAG